AUGGCCUCAAAGCACGGUGAGAAGAUUAAAGAACUCAGGAUGGUUCUGGUUGGAAAAACUGGAGCUGGAAAAAGUGCCACAGGAAACACUCUGUUAAGAAAGAAGAUGUUUCACUCAGAUGUGUCUUCAGCUGCAGUGACUUCAGAGUGCAAGAAGGAGAGAGCAAAGUUUAAAGGUCAGACUCUGGCUGUGGUCGAUACUCCUGGUCUGUUUGACACCAAGAAGACUGAAGAGGAGAAGCUGAAAGAGAUAGCAAAAUGCAUCUCAUUUGCUGCUCCUGGUCCUCAUGCCUUCCUGGUGGUGAUCCAGCUCAGCAGAUUCACAGAAGAGGAACAACAGACAGUAAAACUCAUCCAGAAGCUGUUUGGAGAAAAAGCAUUAGAGUACACCAUGGUCCUGUUCACCCACGGAGAUGAUCUGAAGCAUCACAGAAAGUCCAUUGAAACCUUCAUCAAUGAAAAUCAAAACCUUCAUAACUUCGUUGAUCAGUGUCUUGGAGGAUAUCAUGUCUUCAACAACAGGAAGAAAGAUCCAAAACAAGUCCGAGAGCUGCUGAAGAAGAUCCACCUGAUGGUUCAGAAGAAUGGAGGAGGAUGCUUUACCAAUGAGAUGCUGGAAGAGGCUGAGAGAGCCAUCAAAGAGGAGAUGGAGAAACUUCUCAAGGAAAAACCUAAAUUAAAGCAGGAAGAAGCUCGAGGUCUGGCUGAGAUCAGCAACGACUUCAUAGCAAAUUUUUUGACAGCUUUCAGACAAUUUAGCAUUUCAAUCGGCACUGCAGUCGGACAGACAAUUGGAGCCACAAUAGCAUCUGCAGGCAAUGCUGUUGUAGAGAGAGUGAAGGGGUCAUGCAUUACUCAGUGA
Salarias fasciatus (jewelled blenny) is the source of this 861-nucleotide messenger RNA. Its product is annotated as GTPase IMAP family member 9-like. The transcript is spliced from 2 exons. Bases 1 to 861 code for a protein of 286 amino acids. The record is from RefSeq and is a predicted model, not a curated record. Gene Ontology annotation, molecular function: GTP binding. NCBI's taxonomy places the organism in Eukaryota, Metazoa, Chordata, Actinopteri, Blenniiformes, Blenniidae.